AUGAGGUCGUCCACUCUUUUCGGCUUCGUUUCAGCCCUUGGGCUCGCUAGCGCAUCACCGUUCGCUCGCAACGGCACCUACUCUAACUCUACGUGCACUUCGCUUAACCAGAGAAAGGCAUGGCACGUUCUCACCAAUGAUGAGAAGUCCGACUACCUUCAGGCCGUCAAGUGCUUGAUGGAGUCCCCCGCCAAGAGCGGUAUCACUGGUGCUAUCUCUCGAUGGGACGAGCUGCAGUCUUGCCACGUCGAGCAAUCGAACUUCAUCCACGGAGUCGGUGCUUUCCUUCCCUGGCACCGCCUUUUCCUUCGCCUGCAAGAGAUUCUUCUCCAGAACGAGUGUGGAUACAAGGGCGCUCUUCCCUACUGGGACGAGCAACGUGAUCUUGAGGUCCUCGGGUCCAUUGAGAAUGCCUCUGUUUGGGGAUCCGACGAGUUCAGCUUCGGUACCAACGGCGUCAAAACCACUGACGGCGUCAACUGCGUCAUCGAUGGUGCUUUUGCCAACACAACUCUCCGCAUGGACCAGAUCUGGGGUGUUGACUACUACGACGAGUACUGCCUUUCUCGUAGAUGGAACCAGACGGCCUGGGAGUUCGCCAACCAGACCAACGUCGAUACCUGCUUCGCCAAGGACAACUACAAUGAGGCCAACUUCUGCUACGUUGACUCGCCUCACUCCUGUGGACACCUUGCUACUGGCGGAACCAUGGAGAACCAAAACGCCAGCCCUGGCGACCCUGUCUUCUUCUUGCACCACGCCAACCUUGAUCGCCUCUGGCAGAAGUGGCAGGAGGCCAACCUCACUGCUCGUCUGACGGACAUGAGCGGCCAGAUUAUCCCUCCUGAGUUCAUCAUGACACAGAACCGCUGGCUCUACCCGUCCAAGGCCUACACCGACUACGAUGGUGACCCGGGCAACGAAACCACCCUCAACCACGUUCUCUGGAUGGGUGGCAUUAUCCCUAACAAGACUAUUGCCGAUGUGAUGGACCUCAAGGGCGACCUCAUCUGCGCCGAGUACAUCGACGCCGAUUACUAG
Molecule: messenger RNA, 1041 nt
Organism: Colletotrichum siamense
Lineage: Eukaryota; Fungi; Ascomycota; Sordariomycetes; Glomerellales; Glomerellaceae
Gene: ustQ-9
Product: Tyrosinase ustQ
Exons: 4
Coding region: 1-1041 (346 amino acids)
Molecular function (GO): oxidoreductase activity
Source: RefSeq, a predicted model, not a curated record